AUGGCGGAGCAAACGAGGCGAUCUCUCCUGUUCUCCACCUGCUCACUCCUGAUGGCCGCCCUCUUCGCUUACUCCGCCUCAGUUCAGCUGGACGACCCAGGUAAGCAGCUUCUGAUACCCACGCCGAGGGAGAGAGAGAGAGAGAGAGAGAGAGAGACAGAAGAGAAGGAAAGAUCAUCAGAUCCGAAGCAACCUUUUUUCUUCCAUCAGAUUGGUAUCUCUGGCUUCCCCUCUACGCCGUUGCCUCCGCCGUCAAUCUCCUCCAGAUCGGGACCACGGUCAAAUCCGUUCAGUCGGUGGCGCGGUUGACCCUUCUGAUCGGAGGAGCGCUCUUCCUGAAGGUCGCCGUGGAGGGAUACGCCCACGGGACGGCGGGAGUCUGGUCCCUGGACAUGCGCGAGAGGGUCGUCAGGGAGAAGCUCGGCAGCGCUCUGGUCACCGUCUCUAUGCUCCUCCACUUAGAACCCUUGCCGCCCAUCUCUGAAGAGAAGCCCACCGCCAGAAGAUGCGUGGACUACGGUGCGCUGCUUCUUCUUCUUCUUCUUCUUCUUCUUCUUCUCAUUCUUCUUCUUCUUCUUCUUCCCCUCCGGAUUGACAGGGAUGGCUUCGGCGGUGGCCGUGAGCUUGGGGCUCUGCAUCCGCUUCUUCAUGGUGGAUAAACGAGAUAUGAGGAAGUAG
Spirodela intermedia is the source of this 678-nucleotide messenger RNA. The record is from the annotation of a GenBank genome assembly. NCBI's taxonomy places the organism in Eukaryota, Viridiplantae, Streptophyta, Magnoliopsida, Alismatales, Araceae.